CUCCAGAUGAUUGAUCCACAAGGUCUUCAAAACAGGUCACGAGGCUCUCGUCGUCUUCGGCGCUUUCCAAUCAUCAGUGCCGGCCCCAAUGAGCAAUGGUCAAUGGAUGGCCAUGACAAGCUUGCAAUGUGGGGAUUUGGAAUAUAUGGGAUCAGGGAUGUAUACUCCGGUUUCCUCCUGGCACUGCAUGCCUUUCCAAGUAAUCGUCUGGCUGCCAAUGUCCACUGGCUUUUCCUGGAGACGAUUUUAGAACAGAAGGGUACCUUACAGAUAGGCUACCCUAUACAAGUUGCAAGUGAUAGGGGCUCUGAGAUGGGGCAGAUUUCAGAAACACAGUUUCUUCUACGUCAGACAUAUUCCACACCUGAACUCGAUGAUGUCCCACCUCAUAUCUGUCUGAAGUCCCUUCGUAACAUCACAAUUGAAAGGCAAUGGGUCCAUGUGCGGAAGGAGGUGGUGGACCUUAUUCUUGAAAAAAUACAAGAGGGACUUGAAAGGGGUUUUGUAUGGACGAAUCCAGCUCAUCGCUCUCUAUUUUGGUGGCUCUUUGCACCCUUAGUUCAAGGCUUAUUGGCUCAGCAUGUCACCUUCCAUAACUCCUUUUGGGUUCGCCGACAGCCCACAAAACCCAAUCCAUCUGGUGGACGUAGACAAGAUUUCUUCAAAAGCCCAGAGAAGUUUGGGGGAGUAGAGUGUCUGCAGCGAAUACAGCUAGAUACCAUCAGAGAGAUCAUGGAGAUACGAGACAAAGUAGUGACAGAGGGUAUGCUGCGGUGGAUCUCAGAGGAGGAAGAGAAAAUUUGUUUGAAUGCACAUUGGGCACUAGGUGCAUCUGCGGCAUGUUGGACAUUACAUGAGGUAUGGAACCUCUUCGAACAAAUGGUACCGUUGACACAGGCUCAUUUGACAAGAGUUUUUGAGCAGAUGGAAGUGUAG
Molecule: messenger RNA, 936 nt
Organism: Tremella mesenterica DSM 1558
Lineage: Eukaryota; Fungi; Basidiomycota; Tremellomycetes; Tremellales; Tremellaceae
Exons: 4
Source: RefSeq, a predicted model, not a curated record